Messenger RNA from Cataglyphis hispanica, 2694 nucleotides. RefSeq lists its product as uncharacterized. The transcript has 3 exons. NCBI's taxonomy places the organism in Eukaryota, Metazoa, Arthropoda, Insecta, Hymenoptera, Formicidae. The coding region runs from base 1 to 2694 and encodes 897 amino acids. The record is from RefSeq and is a predicted model, not a curated record.
AUGCAGAAAAAUAUAUCGUCCAAAUUCUGCCAGUAUAAUCUACGAAAUAUGCGCGCGUUAUCGUCGAAUUCAAGGGAUGUGAUGCGACAAUGUGGCCGAGUCCACGUCCUACAGGGGUUGAUCGCCUCCAAGUCCCAAAGGAAUUUAUCUGCCGCGUCCGUCUUACAUAUCGAUGAGAAGACCGCGGGCGGGCGAGAGGGUUUCCUCACUUGGCUGAAGGACAUAUUUAAUAAAUUUGUUGCAGAAGAUAAAAGCCACGAAGCUGACACAUCGAUCGUGACCAUCGAUCGCGCAACUACAACGCUCGAUCAUCCAGAAAUAACGGUUUCGAAACGGCCAGCAGACUCUUCGGUCGACGUCGUUAAUCAAAAACUGACCAAUUUUAACACGACGCAAUCGAUGACGAAGGAUGGGAAUAUCGAGAAAUAUAAAUACGCAGAAAACGAUGAAAAACGCGCUAAUGCGAUUCAACAGUCGGCGACUUAUAUCUCGUCGCAGUCGAGUGAACGUGGAAAAACUUUAGAACGCGGAGCGGACUCGGACUUUACGUGGUUCAAUCCCGACGAGAUACAUCGAUCGGAGAGAAACGUGAUGAAAUUUGCGGCGAGAGAUGAUUCCGAUGUGGCCGCACAUUAUCAUCGUUACACGAAUCCGAGACACUGUUAUCGCCUGCUACCGCGAACGAAACAUCCACUUUUGGAAUCGUGCGCUCUAAAUAGAAAUAUUGGCGUGUCGACGCGCGCGAUAGCGGAUUUCGCUCCUAGGAACACGAAGCCGCCUGUCAGGGAACCGAACAUGCCCGAAAAGCGCGAGAAGAUAGACGAGAAGAAGAACAGAAAAGAGAAGAAGAAGCCGGUAAUACGUACGGAUGGCGAACUUGUCGAUAGUAGCGAGAACCAAGCGGAGAUGGUAGCUGACGAUAACCCGAAGGGCGACUCCGGCACGGUAUAUCGUUACGAAUGGGGCGUGAAACUCGCCGAGGAGCCGGCCGUCGAGGUGAGCGAUAACUCGGCCGAAAAGAGCCAGCGAUACGUCACGAAGCAGUUUUGGGGAGUGAACGUGAAACAGCCGGUUGUCGAAGACGCUCCUUCUCAGGAGUCCAAGGCUCCCGAGAAUUAUGCGGAAGAGCAUCGAAACACCGUUCCGAUCCUCAAGAGUAGUGAUACCAUCGCUAAUGAGACGAGAAGAAACGUUUUUUCAUCGGUAAACGUUUCAGCGAAAGAGCCGGAUGAGCCGAGCUUGAAAGGUACGACCGCGGAAUAUCUGUCGACUCCAUCGUAUCGGGCAAACCAACCUUCGUCGAGUAGUGAUCCUGUUGCGCCGCAGCAAGAAAAGACUAACAUGGACAGUUCUGUAGCCCUCCGAAAAAUCAUGAAGGCAUCGUCGAAUAAGUUAAAAGAGACGAUAACGACUAAUGACGAGUAUAACGUUCCGGAAGAAGCGUCCUUGGAUAUCGAGAUUACCGCCUGGAAAGAUCUCGCGAUGAAAUCGAAGAGAAUACUACACAAGGAAGUUUACUUGUCGCCUGAUAACAUGGAGAAUAUGGACAUGGUGUCGAUUCGUCCGGAAGCGCCGCAGCCAAAGUUGGACGUGCAAGUCGUCAAGCCUAGCGAAGACUUGGAAGAAGUUGAUCAGUCCAAUUCAGAACAAUAUAAAACUGCAAAAUCUGUGGAGAUGAAGCAUUUUGGAUCGCCGCAAAAACCAGACGGUUACUUAUCCAAGAGACUGCAUACCGCGAGUACGCAGAUUCGUUAUGCGCAUUGGCAUUCAAAUAGUAUCGCAACACUUUCAAAUACCUCUGCUCUCGAUAAAAUCAUGCAGAUAAAAUGUUCAAGGCUUAUGUCAGCUUUCUCUACUAAUUCUGAGAAUUCUAAAGAGAUUAUUAUUAAAAUAGUAAAUCAGCAGAAUCCAGAAGAGACAGAUUUGAAGAGUUGGAAUGAAGAAGAAAAAUCUAAUGAUUCUAAUGCGAAUAAUUCGUUUAACAUCAAAUUGUCUUCUGAAUCUGUAUCAAACGACGAAGAAACUUACUUUAAAGAUGAUGACAUUCAGGAUGAAAUAGAACACUACGAUUCAACACUACAUAACAAAGACGCUACGUACGAUAUCGAUUUCGAUACUCCAUUCGAUCGUGACAGUGAUCUAAUCAAAUCGUCGAACGUAAAGUUAAGCGAAGAGGACUCGAAAUCCAUCGAAGAAAGCAACAAGAAUAUUAUUUGGGAGCCGAACGCGGAAGACGUAGAAAAAGAGUACAUCGACGAUGACGAUUAUGUACGAUUACCGGGCGAUUACUAUCCUUACAGUAAAGAGAACCUGAAAAAAUGGUCGCCCUUCAUCGAGAAGCCGACAAGACAAGAAACCAAGUUCAAUUCUAUCUUCGUCGAACCAUCGAGCCCGAGGAAGGCUAAUGAUAUGUAUGCAAACGUCACGCGCGAUUCUCACGCCGAUGCGGUAAUGAAGACUUCAGGAAGCGGCGACGGCUUGGAAGCAAAAAACACGGAACGGUCGAGUAGUGGAUUCCACGUGUCCUCUCAGAGUCAGCGGGUGGUGUCUGAUUGCCUGCACGGCGAUGCCGCAGAUGCGCUGGGAUUGCAACGAUGGAACGAGGCCUUCUCGCGGCUCGACGUACACGGCGAGAUGAACGAGGUGGCGACGCGAGGCGGUGACGACGUGUCGUCCCGCGCCUAUCAUCAGUAG